This is a messenger RNA of Paramormyrops kingsleyae, 3049 nucleotides long. NCBI's taxonomy places the organism in Eukaryota, Metazoa, Chordata, Actinopteri, Osteoglossiformes, Mormyridae. The record is from RefSeq and is a predicted model, not a curated record.
CACUCUGGUCACGUGUUCAAUCAGCUGUUUCCUCCCGACGUCCGCCUGACUGGGGAGUGUUUACAUUCAGUGUAAUCCCGAAGCGGUAGCCGAGGGACCGCAUGAAUUACCAAGAUCAUCGUCCAUGCGGAGAGACUUGAGCCAGAGGCUGGUCGAUGAAGACAGGUGAGCAGCCAUUGUUACGGCCAUAGUUGAUUGUUGACAUGCAGCACCCCAACUUGGAGACCAGGCACCCGCUUCAGACAGAAGACCAUGAGACUGGAUUUGACCCCUUGCAGAACUUCAACAGGGGAAGUGGAUAUGGAAUGCUGGACAGCGUGUCGUCUGCACCAUCCUCAGAGGUGGAGUCCACCUUCCUGUCAUACAGAAAAGAAUGGGACGAGUUAUUUUCGAACAGCAACUACCUGGCGAGGAUCCGGCAGGCCGGGAUUAACGGGAGGCUGAGGAGCAGCAGGUUCCGGAGCAUGUGCUGGAAGCUUUAUCUGGACGUCCUUCCUGAGGACAAGAAUCAGUGGAUCAACAAGACAAAGGAGCUGCGAGCUCAGUACGAGAAGAUUAAAGAAACGCAUAUAACCAACCCACGCAAAGCUGCGGGACAGCAAGACCUCGUGGUGAACAACCCAUUAUCACAGGACGAGGGUAGCCUUUGGAACAAAUUCUUCCAAGAUAAAGAGCUUAGAGGGAUGAUCAAGCAAGAUGUGCUGAGGACGUUCCCGGAGAUGCAGUACUUCCAGCAGGAGGACGUGAGAACCAAGCUGACAGACAUCCUGUUUUGCUACGCGCGAGAAAACGAACAAUUACUCUACAAGCAGGGCAUGCACGAGCUGCUGGCCCCCAUCGUGUUCAUCCUGCACUCGGACCAUCAGGCCUUCCAGCACGCCAGUGAGACUGCGUGCCCCAGUGAGGAGAUGAGGUCCCUGUUGAACCCGCAGUUCCAUGAACAUGACGCUUAUGCCAUGUUCUCUCAGCUCAUGGAGACAGCUGAGCCCUGGUUCUCCAGCUACGAGCGAGAAGUCCGCAAGGGUAAGGAGGAGAUGAUGACCAGCAUGCCCUUUGCCAGACCACAGGAUGCAGGCCCGUCUGUCGCCAUAGUGACAAAGGUCAACCGCAUCCAGGACCAGCUCCUGAAGAAGCAUGACAUUGAGCUGUAUAUGCACCUUAACCGGCUGGAGAUCGCCCCACAGAUCUAUGGGAUCCGGUGGGUGCGCCUGCUGUUUGGCCGCGAGUUUCCCCUGCAGGACCUCUUGGUGGUUUGGGACGCCCUGUUCGCCGACAGCAUCACCCUGGACCUGGUCGACUACGUUUUUGUGGCCAUGCUGCUGUACAUCAGAGACGCCUUAAUUGCCAGUAACUUCCAGACGUGCCUGGGCUUGCUCAUGCACUACCCACCGAUUGGGGACGUCCAUGCCCUGCUGCAUAAAGCGCUCUUCCUGCGUGACCCCAAGAACCACCCCAGGCCGGGAAACUACCAGUUUCAGCAGAACCUGGACUAUUACAAGACCCGUGGUGCCGACCUCAUGAACAAAACCCGAGCUAAUGCCAAAUCAGCCCCCCUCAACAUCAACAAGGUGUCCAACAGCCUGCUGAAUUUUGGGAGGAAGCUGAUCGCCCCGGCCAUUGCCGGCACAGUCUCUCCCAUGGGUGGCGAGGCUCUGUCUGCCCCCCCCCCCACGGUGCCGCGCUCCACGGCCGAACCCUGUGCCCCCGCCCCCAGCAGUCACACGCAAGCUCAAGGCCAGCACCGCCUACUCAAGUCAGAGAGCAUGCCCGUGCAUCUGAGCAAAGAUGUAGGUGCAGGUGGAGCUGCACACGUCUCUGCUCCCGCCACCCAGAUCCUUUCUGACGUCCAAGGUCAGAGCUCCAGAACUGUCAGCUCGUCUCCCAGCGUCGAGAGUCUAUCUGGGGGCCGGGACCCCAGCACGGCCUCCCCGCCCCUGUCUGCCACUAAGAAAGACUCCUUCUUCACCAUCUCCCGCUCCCGCUCGCACAGCAAGACCAUGGGCAGGAAGGAGGCAGAGGAGGAGCUAGAGGCCCAGGUGUCCUUCCUGCAGGGCCAGAUCAAUGACCUGGAGGCAAUGUGCAAGUACUGUGCCAAGAUGAUGAACAUGCACAUCGGGAAGAUCCAGGACGUCAUCCUGCAGGAGAAGCUGGAGAAGGAGGACGAGGUGCUGGUGUCGCUGGCCGGGCUCAAGCAGAUCAAGGACAUCCUGAAAGGCUCCCUGCGCUUCAACCAGAGCCAGCUGGAGGCCGAGGAGAACGAGGAGAUCACCAUCGCCGACAACCACUACUGCUCCAUGGCCCCGAAGGGGGGGGUUCGUGGCGGGCCCCAGGAGGCAGAGCAUGUGGGGGGGUCGCCGCUCGACAUGCAGGCUGCAGAGUCAGGCCUGAACCCAGAGGGGAAGAACUGGGACGACUACAUCCUGAUCUCGCAGGACGAGGACAUACAGCCCAGGCAGGCGGAGGAGAAGAGGUCUGGGGUCCAACCCCCGAGGUCCGGCCAGGGGCAUCCGCAACUGGAGCAGGAGACGGGCGGCUCGUUCCACGACCCCCUGAUGAGCACUCCGUCGGGGUCCUCCAGUCCAGAAGAGGGCAGCACCCACAGCAAGGACUCCGACUUCACGAUAGUCAAUCCUAUGGACCUGUGAAAACCCACUGAAAUAUGGCCGCUUUCAGCUGGUGGACAAAAAGGUUCUGUGUACCUAUAACAAAUUAGAACAGCCCCCGCCAUGCUGAGUCGCCCUCAUGCAAGUAUGGAGGCUCUGGGAGCUUGUUUUCCCCCAUAAAGGUCUAACACCCCCCACCCUGUCCCUAACACACCCCGAGUUCUUAGACAAGUGACCAAUCACAUCGGUCUGUUUCUUUUUUAAUCCCCUAAAUUUAAAGGCAAAAUGAAUAAAUAUCUAAGGUAGUUUUUUUUUUUUUAAUUGUGAUUAUGAAUCUUCUUUUUUAACCCUUACUUUGGACAGUCCUGAUGGCUGCCGUGUACAAACUGCAAUAUCCACCAAAUAUUAAUAAAUGAUAGGAACAGAUCGUUCUUUAUAGUAACAAA